GGUCAACCUGGAACAGGCGGGCAACCGGGAACACCAGGCCAACCUGGAACAGGCGGACAACCAGGAACAGGCGGGCAACCGGGAACACCAGGCCAACCUGGAACAGGCGGACAACCAGGAACAGGUGGGCAACCGGGAACACCAGGUCAACCUGGAACACCCGGUCAACCUGGAACAGGUGGACAACCGGGAACACCGGGCACUCCAGGUCAACCUGGAACAGGCGGACAACCGGGAACCCCAGGCACUCCCGGGCAACCGGGAACACCAGGCCAAUCUGGAACAGGCGGGCAACCGGGAACACCAGGCACUCCAGGUCAACCUGGAACAGGCGGACAACCAGGUCAACCAGAACAACCUGGAACAGGCGGACAACUCCAGGCCAACCUGGAACAGGCGGACAACCGGGAAUCCCAGGCACUCCCGGUCAACCGGGAACACCAGGCCAAUCAGGAACAGGUGGACAACCAGGAACUCCGGGGACUGUUGGAUCAACAACACCAAGCCCCGCAGAGGGUGAAAAACAACCUCGAAUGUAAAUCAGAAGGUUUCUUUGGCGAUACCAAAAAUUGUACAAAAUUCUAUCGAUGCAUCAGUAAUGGUCAAAACGGAUAUAUACAAUAUGCAUUUACAUGCGGUCCAGGAACAGUUUGGGAUGAUUCAUUACAAUCCUGUAAUCACGCUUGGUCUGUAAGUGGAAAAUGUGGAACAAAUGUACCAAAUGAACAACCUGGAACUGGCGAACAACCAGGAGCAGGUGGGAAACCGGGAACAGGCGGACAACCAGGAACAGGUGGGCAACCGGGAACAGGCGGACAACCGGGAACAGGUGGGCAACCGGGAACAGGUGGGCAACCGGGAACAGGCGGACAACCGGGAACAGGUGGGCAACCGGGAACACCAGGCCAACCUGGACCAGGUCAACCUGGAACAGGCGGACAACCAGGUCAACCAGAACAACCUGGAACUCCAGGCACACCCGGACGGCCGUGUGAACCACCAAACAAUCAGUCUCAAGCAAUUUGCAAGGAUGCCGGAUUUUUCCCCGAUCCAGUCGAUUGCAGAAAAUUCUACAGAUGCGUGGAUGUGGAUGAAAACAACAAGGGUCAAAGGUUUUCAAUCUAUUACUUUGACUGUGCUCCAGGAACGAUAUUCGAUCCUUCAUUAAAUACCUGCAAUUACGAAUCGUCUGUCAGUCCGCAGAGAUCAUGUCGUACGGAAACAACGACUUUCAUCCCCCAAACCACAGAUCAGGUUACUAUAUCCAGCACCGAAACCUCUACCGAUUCUACAACGAUAUCUACUACAGAGACCGACAAAGAAAGUACAACUUUAUCAUCUACAACAGUUGAGAGUACAACUGUAACAUUGAUAACAGAGAGCACCACAUUAACGCCAACCACCGAAAGCACCACUUUGACACCCACAACUGAGAGUACUACAUUUGUAUCAACAACAGAGAGUACAACAUUAACUCCAACUACAGAGAGUACUACUUUAACACCAACCACAGAGAGCACAACAUUAACACCAACUACAGAGAGUACCACCCUCACUCCUACCACAGAAAGUACAACCUUAACAUCUACACCUACCACGGAAAGUACUACAUUAACUCCAACUACUGAAAGUACCACUCAAACACCAACCACUGAGAGUACAACCUUAACAUCUUCACCUACCACCGAAAGCACCACUCUCACACCAACGACAGAGAGUACUACAUUGACUCCUACGACUGAGAGUACCACCCUAACACCCACAACGGAAAGCACCACAUUGACACCUACCACCGAAGGAACAACUUACAGUUCGACGAUCAUAACGACAGAGAGUAUCACAACCGAGGUGACAACUGUGCCAAGUGGUGAAACGACGACGGCGAGCUGCCCCAUCGGACAGUUGGAAGGUGAUCAGGUUGCUUUGGUGUGUCCCACCGGAUUCAGAAGACAUCCGAAGUACUGCAACUUAUUCUACCAAUGCACCACAAAUCGAGACACGUACGAAAUGAAAGUGGUGGUCUUGAGCUGUCCCGACAACACCCUCUUCGACGAGAAGAAGGUGCAGUGUCUGCCGGCCGCGGAGACGCGUCCGUGCAGCGGAGAAUUUGCAAACCGAAGAAUGUAUAGGAGAUUGGAGGAGAAUUCGCUACCACCGAUUCCCGUAAGCGGAGGAAGAUCGCUCUGUCCGAGGCAAGGAAACAAUGUCCUGACCGAUGAUUGCAAUUCGAUGUACGUGAAAUGCAGCAAGGAUAGUGAAUACUCGAAGAUGCAAGGAUACCUUUACCAGUGUCCAUCCGGCUACACCUACUACCCGGUGAGCAAUUUAUGUGAGCGCACGGCGCGGCUGCCCGAGUGCAAGGGUUUGGUGGACCCGCAGACGCAGACACGAUGGGACGUGCAGAUCGACAGAGAGAGUGUCUCCAUGUACAAGAAACGACGCGGCCUUCAUCUGUUCGACUAGUUGCCAUUUCUAGAUCAUAAGCUCCUUUAGAAAUAUUAAUUAUUAAUAAUAGUAAUCAAACAAUGAUUACUAACUACCUAUUUAUUCGGAAUUAACUCGACCAGAUUGACUUAAUUCUCAAUAAAUACAUCAAACGGGGAAACAUUUA
Nicrophorus vespilloides is the source of this 2611-nucleotide messenger RNA. RefSeq names its product mucin-12-like. Gene Ontology annotation, molecular function: chitin binding. The transcript has 5 exons. The annotation marks the transcript as partial. Lineage: Eukaryota; Metazoa; Arthropoda; Insecta; Coleoptera; Silphidae. The record is from RefSeq and is a predicted model, not a curated record. Gene Ontology annotation, cellular component: extracellular region.